GGAAAUUCCGUGUCUAUUUUUAGAAUUCAUUAACGGAAGUAGUAUGGCUGCCUAGACAGGAAAAUGUUUUGCAAAAUAAUUAUUUUUACCGUUUUGCAGUUCCGCAGUGGUUUUGGAAACCGAGAGCUUACUGACUGGACAGCUCUGUAUGACUACAAAGAUUAUGGCAGUUCAUCACUGUUUUUCCAUAAUGUGCCUGAACUUGCUACAGAAUCAACAUGGGGGUAUCAAGUUGAUAAAUACCCUGAAGAUUGUGAGGACAAAAAUGUUACAGUUGUAAUACAGCAUGGUAGUUUUCCAGUUAUUAACCCGUUGGGUGAGAAAUUUCCUGAAAACUUCUAUGUGGAGAGAAGUCCGGCCUCACGUGCAGUGUUUUCUGUCAUCUCAAAUAAUGUGACUCUUGAAUCAACAGUGACGAACCCAAAACAAGGUCCCUGGUACAGCGUGGCUUUUCUGCCUCCACCUGACAGUGAUAUAAAACCUAGUGACUUGUUUACUAAAUGCAAGUACAAGAUAAGAAACUGGUUUUCAGCUAAGACUCUUGCCAGCGUAGAUACAGUGAAUGUUCAAGAAAAAACUGAGAUAGUACUGCCAGAAAAUGGGAAAAGAAUUUACAAAUUUUAUGUUCCUCUUCAAGCACAUGACCUGCUUGUAAAGCUUAAUGACUGUAAGUAUGGAAACCAGUCUGGUUGUGCAGUGACAUUGAAUUCAAGAGGUCAAGGUCUCCCUGGUCCAAAACCUUCAACUGUAUCACAGAUUUGUUCUGAAACAGACCCAGACUGUGUACUCGAGCUGUUCCAUCCAGAAGUGAAUGCCUGGAAUUAUCUAGAGAUACAGUCUGCAGUUGAUGAGACAUGGACUGCUUCUCUGUUAUUUGUUUUGAAAGAAUGCACUGUGCAAGAGAAAUAUCUACCUGAUUCCACCUGUCAGUUAUCUCCCUUGUUAAGCCGGUUCUCCUAUAAUGUUAAGUUCAGGCACAAGUUUGCUUUUAUAAAUGGUUCGGGAAUGAAGGAUAUCAGUUUGACACUAGCGGAGAACCAGUCGCGGGGAAUUCCAUUCAGCUUGCGGGAUGGACAGGAUACAGGAGGCAGUCUGGUUGUCAAACUGAAGUUAAAGCAAAUAACCACUGUUGAUCCCAAUGACCUGAAUGUGAAAGUUGAUAUCUGUCUCCAUAGAGACGUUGUUCCAGUUAAUGUAGAUAUUCUCCACUGUGAAAAUGGUUACCAAGGUAACGUGAGCAGUAGGGCACCAGAAGGUCAAGGUUCACAUAAGGUUGUAGUUCCUUACCCUCAAGCUGGCAUUUGGGUACUGGCAAUGAUGAUGCAAUGUUUUAAACCACCAAAGAAUAAUAACAGUGACAUAGUGUUCAUGCCAUGUGGUGCUGUGACAGCUGAGUUAAAUGUUACCAUAGCAACUGAUGCUUGUGUUGAGGGUGAGUGCUCAAACCAUGGGCGUUGUAUCAAUUACUUGAAUGGCCAGGUUCUCUGCACAACAUGCAGGUGCAAUUCAGGUUGGAGAGGGUACGACUGCUCUGAUGGUAGUGAGGUUAAAGAUGAAAGUGAACAAUUAAUUGAACUUCUAUUACUGACCAUCAGUAACAUUGUCUUCAUACCAGCAAUUAUACUGGCCCUGUACAGAAAACAUUAUGCUGAGGCCCUGGUAUAUACAUAUACUAUGGUGUUUUCAACACUGUACCAUGCCUGUGAUGGUGGGAGAAUGGAAGGUUACAAAUAUUGCAUUUUACAUAUUAGCAUUCUAAGUACAUGUGACUUUCUUGGAUCAGCAACAUCUAUUUGGAUGACUUUGGUAGCGAUGUCAAGGCCACCUCUCCAGUGGAAGGCUUUGAUACAGAUUGCUGGUCCCCUGGGAUUAUUGAUUGGUGUAUUAUAUAAGAAAACCAGUGCUUUCUUGUUCCUGGUACCAGCUGGCCUUGGAUUGUUAUUGAUAAUGAUAUCUUGGAUGUGCAGGUGUUGUUACAGACAUAAAUGCUACCCCAGUAAAAAGAAAUACCUGAUUUGUUUUCUCCCAGGUGCCUUGCUUGUGUGUGGGGCUCUGGCAAUAUUUACAUUUCUUCAGAAUGAGGAGAAUUACUUAUAUACACAUAGUGCCUGGCAUGUAUGUAUGGCACUGAGCAUUGUGUUCCUGUUGCCACCUAGGGAAACUAGAGGAUUUUAUAAGGUCAAAAAGAAUGGACAAGCUGCUCUAGCAUCAACAUACCAGCCAAUACGAUCAAACAGUGAUAACUAUGCUAUAUAGUAACAGUGAUGUAACAUUGAACAACCUUAAUCAGCUUUGAAUAUUUUUUUUGUAUUCAUUCUACAGUUUACAUUACUUUUCUUAAAUUUACAUAUAAGUUAAAACAUAUCGUUUUUUUUUUUUGUUUUUUUUUUUUUACUAUAUUGCAAUUUUGCUCUCUAUUAAGUUCAAAAAUCAAUUUAUUUUAAGCUUGAUUUUACUUGGUUGAUAUUAAUUAUGAAACAAAAGCAGGGGAAUUUUUUAGCUCAACAGCUUUUAUAUAAUACUAACAGCUUUGAAAUAAUCAGCACUGCGGCAUUCAGUACUGCCAUAUUUGAAAAUAGAGGCAUUUAAUUCUUGUACUUGUAACUUAUAGUUGAAUUAAUGUUUAAUUUGAUUUGAAAAUAAUAAUAUUUUUAAGAUAUCAUCUGUACACUGCUCAUAAAUCGAGAUUUUUCAUGAAAUAUUUUUAUGAAGCUAUAUGUAAAUUUGAUGUUCUGUCAACAGUUUCUGAUAUCUUAUGCUGUAUAAUUAUUAUUGGCAUAGGUUUAUAUUUGUUAGCUCACCAAAGGCCUGUGUUUUCUGAUCACCUCUUGUCCUGAUGUUGCCAACUGGUGUCUGGUGUUUGAUAAAAGUGAAAGUCAGUGUAUUGGGAUAUCUGCAUAUACAAUAUAAGCUUAUCGUCUGUGUCUCGGUCUUAUAACCAUGAUUUUUUUGCAUUACAUCUAACCCCAUAACCCCAUAAUUUCUGUCUAGUUUUUCGAUUGUGUAUAGACAGAACAUUAAAACAAGGGUUUAUAGUCUGGUAAAAAUACAAGGCAGGAUAUUGUUAACUUUAUAAAGAAAAACAAUAUGGAAAACAUUUACUAAUUAUAAUGUAUAAAAUCUACACUUUAUGAUAAUUACUUAUAUUUUAGUGUGGUAGCUAGUGUUGUAACGACAUUUAGAAUUGACUACAUUUUAAAACAAAAUGGAUACAGCUUUGACAUAGUAGCAACAAAAUACAGCUUUCCUGGCCAGCAGUUUAAGGUCUUGCUUACCAUCUGAACCCAUUUCUUUUUGUCUAUAUUUCGAUUGUGUAUAGACAAUCCUAAAAGACAAGGGUACCUUGCAAGAAUUGAAAGACCCAAAUGUUGAUAAAUCAGGGUUAGAGAUUAUUAAUUUUAGUGCACGCUUUGGGUGCAUUUGUCACUCUUGUCUUCGAUUAAAAUCAAGAAUAUGUUUUAUUUCAUAAAACGGGACCAUGUUUUAAUAUAUUUAAACAUGAUGAAGAGGUUAUAACCCUGUGUAUUAAGUUCACAAAGGCAUAACCAAGGUGAAUUAUUCUCUGCAGUAUUUGUCUGAUUCAGUGCGUUUAAAUAUAUUAAAACAUUGUUCUCCUUGAAAAAUUGUAAAUGUCUUUUGUGCAAGAACAAAAGUGGACAAGAUAGGGAAGCAGUAUGUAACUGUUGCGUUAUAUAAUUACAAUUCUGGCGUCUUUUAUAUGAAAUAGUAGGUCAGAUAUGGUAGCACUCUUUUUUUGGUGCCUCUGUGACACCAGAAAAUAUGUAAACGUGUAUUACAGUUUUCUUUAUAAAAUAUAACAUUGAAAAAAAAACAACAUUAUAAAUCUAAGAUUUCACAGACAUUUUGCAAAUCUUUUGUGUUUUCUUUUCUAUUUUCUUUGUUUCUAUUUAAUACUGAUUCAGUAGAAAAUAUGUCAGGAAUCAAAUUAAGUUAUUUAGUGAACGAAAUGGAAGUGAUCAUACGGCUGAAGGCCUAGGAAUGGGAAUUGCAUCCCUUUUCUAGAUUAUGUUUCUAUUAAAUUACAAUAUAAACCUUUCCUCUCUGCAGACACAGAUAUGUUCUUUCCUGUCUGUAGUUUCAUUUUACAUUAACAAAAAUAUAAGAAGAACAGUGCGAGAUCACCUUGACAUAUAGUAGUAGGGUCAAAUAGUGAUCUGAAAGCAAGGAAACUUACAAAAGAACUUGGAGUAAGAUUACCUAUAAAAGUUUAAUCUCUCUCAGAUGAGUUGUAACUGUUUGAAGUGUCAACUUCAUUUAUUUUCCUUACCUAAAGCAGUUUUAUUCACUGUGCUAGGUUGAAUCUGGAGUACUUUGGCCAGAUAUAGGAAACACAGGUACAGCCGAAACUCGGUAUCUCAUACGCUGUAACCUCAAAAUUCAGGUUGUCUUGAAGUAAUGUUCAAGUCCCGUCAUAAUUCCACCAAAGAGAUAAAAUUUUCCCUCCGUUUAAGUCCAGAUACCAACUGCAGCUUUGGUUAUAUGCUAGUGAGUUGUAACCCGCUUCAAGGUGUGAUCAUGCGUUGCAAAUAUAUAAUGAAUUAAUACCUAUGGAAAACAUGCAUUUUAAAUUGACAACUAGUGUUAAAAUGUAUAUAAAAUAUACAUGACAUGUUGUACUUGUAUAUGAGGCUACAACACAUUUACUUAAAACACCUAAGGAUUUAUUUAAAGUUGACAAGAUAGCAAACAAAUACAACAUAAGCUCAUGUCAUGUGAGCUUUUGAACCGACUGUACCAAGGAUAAUUUUUAGCUCACCUGAGCAUGAAGUGCUCAAGGUGAGGUAUUGUGACCAGUCAUUGUCUGGCGUCCGGUGUCCAUCAACAUUUGUCAUUGGUCAAAUCAAAGGAAAAGCUUGAUAACACUCUAGAGGCCAUUUUUAUGACCCUAUCUUCAUGAAACUUGCUCAAAAUGAUGAUCUUGAUGAUCUUUAGCCCAAGUUUGAAUCUGUAUCAUCUGAGGUCAAAAACUAGGUCACCUGUUAAAAUAAAAAAACAAAA
Messenger RNA from Mercenaria mercenaria, 5019 nucleotides. RefSeq names its product post-GPI attachment to proteins factor 6-like. The transcript is spliced from 12 exons. The coding region runs from base 64 to 2256 and encodes 730 amino acids. Gene Ontology annotation, cellular component: plasma membrane. The record is from RefSeq and is a predicted model, not a curated record. Lineage: Eukaryota; Metazoa; Mollusca; Bivalvia; Venerida; Veneridae.